AUGUGGAGCUCGGACGAGGACGGCGUGCUGCGGGAGCAGGUGCGCCUGCACGGCCCGCAGAACUGGGACACCAUCUGCGUGGCGCUGCCCGGUCGGAACGCCAAGUCGUGCCGCCUCCGCUGGUGCCAGCACCUCGACCCCCGGGUGGACGUCGUCAAGCCCUUCACCCCCGAGGAGGACAAGCUCAUCGUCAAGUACCAGGCCGCCUACGGCAACCGCUGGUCCACCAUCGCCGAGUUCCUCUCCGGCCGCACCGACAACGCCAUCAAGAACCGCUGGAACUCCGUCCUCCGCAAGCACCACGGCCACGCCUCCGCCUCCGCCUCCGCCUCCGCGGCCGACCAGGGGCCUCCGCGCCAGUACUGGGCUCCUUCCGCCUCCCGCCACGUUGCAGGCCCCGAGUUGACGCCGGGCUGCCUCCCGCUGUUUCCUCUGGAGAAGGGCGAUGUCAGGAUGGACAGAAGAAACCCUCCGCUGCCUCAUCACGCGUCCGAGGACGAGGACAUGUCUGAUGCCGAGACAUCUUCGGCCGCGUCUGUGGAGUGCCUGCAGCUGUUCCCUCUGGCGCCCGGGGAUGAUAGGGCUAACGCGGGCGCGGCGGCGUCGAGUGGCAUGUCCUGCGGAGCAGACGACCCGCUCACCCAGCUCAGGCUCGCGCCGGCGGCGAGUUUGGUGUUCGACGUUAUGCCGCUGCGGUCGGUACGGAUGUAG
This is a messenger RNA of Lolium rigidum, 711 nucleotides long. RefSeq names its product transcription factor MYB77-like. Gene Ontology annotation, cellular component: nucleus. Bases 1 to 711 code for a protein of 236 amino acids. Gene Ontology annotation, biological process: regulation of DNA-templated transcription. The transcript has a single exon. Gene Ontology annotation, molecular function: RNA polymerase II cis-regulatory region sequence-specific DNA binding; DNA-binding transcription factor activity, RNA polymerase II-specific. The record is from RefSeq and is a predicted model, not a curated record. Lineage: Eukaryota; Viridiplantae; Streptophyta; Magnoliopsida; Poales; Poaceae.